CGGCCCCUGCCCCGGGCUGGUGCUUCCAUGAAUAAUUUAAAUGACCCUCCCAACUGGAACAUCCUGCCAAAUCGACGGGAUCCCGGGGAUGAAGGCAGCAGAUGGAACUACGCCCUGCUGGUCCCCAUGCUGGGCUUGGCCGCCUUCCGUUGGAUCUGGACCAGAGAAUGUCAAAAAGAAAUAGAAAGAGAAAGAAAAGAAUACUAUAAAAAACAUUCGUCUUUACAAAAAGACCUAGAAGGCAAAUACCGGGAUAUAAUCACAGAAAACCGUCGCACAGUUGCUCAUUUGGAGCUGGAGCUUGAAAAGGAACGCAACAGAACCCUGAGUUACCGGGAAGCCCUCGUGUCCCAAAGUCGCAAACUAGUAGAAGAAAGAAGGAUCCUAGAACAGGAGCAGGAGAAGUUAGAGCAAGAGAAACAAGUCCUUUUGCACUCAGGAGCAGAAGGUAGCUUGUAUCAAAGUUGUCUGGCAAAGGAAGAAGACUGGCAAAAGAGAGCCAAUAAUUUACUAAAAGAAUUUGAAGAGGGACUUAAAGAAAGACAGGACAUCUACUGCAGUCUUGUGGUACCCAGAAGCCAGAGACUAGAAAUAGAAAAGAAUCUGCUAGUUAAAGCAGCAACUGAUCCUGUUGCUAUGGCUCUACAUAUGGAAAGUGGCUUAAAAGAUAUUUUCAAACAUGAUAACUACUGUGGCAAUAUGCUGAACCGAAAUAAAAGUCAAAAUGGAAAACUGAUGUGGCUGUAUCUGAGAUAUUGGGAGCUAGCUAUUGAGCUGCAGAAGUUCAAGAGAGCAGAAAAGGCCAUGUUAGGAAAACGAUAAGCAGGGGAAGUAAUGAGAUUUCAUGUGAUCCACUGUGCAUAGUAGGGACAAUCACAGUUGUAGUCUGAAGCUGUUAAGUUCUACUGUGUUUCCGUUCCUCCUCCCCGUUGCACUUGCAAAUGCAUGGGACUUAUGCAGAGGUUGCUGCCUUUCCUUUCACUGUCUAACAACAGAUGCUCCAGUUAGCUAUGCAUGCUCUUAAACUCUGUGAGUGUGUCAGUUUUGCAGACUGCAGCAUAGUAGAGAUAAUGCCAGCUUCCACAGGAAUCAGAAGCAGCAGAACAGGACUCAGUUUAGAGUGACUGACCUAGUUGAUGGUCAUAUUCCAUCAACAGAGAAGUGUGAUUUUUCUCCCCCAAGUGGGAUAGCACAUUGUGCUCCUUUUCGCUGAUGUUUUACAUGGUGUCUCAACACUUCUUUUUUUUUUUGUGUAUUUUUUUAAGCAAGACUGAUUUUGAGGCAUACAUUUGGAAGAGAUGUUUGAGCAAGCUUCUUGCCACAUAAAUCCUACAUGUAUAUACAUACAUUUAUGUAAAUAUAUAUUUGUGAAUGUGUGUGCAUAUAAGUGUAUGCAUUAGUAUUUUGAGGGAGGGGAGUAAUAUAUUUCAAAUUAAUCAGUCUUGCAUUGUCUUCCAGCUUAAUAUACAAAUCGUAUUUUAUGAAUGAACUAUCCAAAAGAUGCUAAUUAAAAUAACACAUAAAGAAAAAGAUUGAUCAAAGUCUCAUUGGAUCUUAGGAUCCAUGGUUGAAUACUUGAGAGUGUAUAAACUCAAAGUUAUAUUCUUAUCAUUCUGGACAUAUAUUAAGAAUACUUACUUUUUUUCUCAGUCAAGGUUUUAUUUGUAAACCAACAGUGUGCCUCAGAUAUCACUGUGCCACUGUCUCUGCAUCCCAGUGCACUGCAGUUCCUCCAACUGCAGGAACCUCCAUGGGUUACAGCCAUUGCUGGUUCACACAGGUCCUUUUUGUUAUUUGCAGAUAGAAACCUAAAUGCAGCCUGCACUGAUAGCCCCUAUCUGCCUCUCUGACUGUGAGUUCUCCCAGAACUGAA
Neopsephotus bourkii (Bourke's parrot) is the source of this 1873-nucleotide messenger RNA. It is a transcript of the gene CCDC127, whose product is annotated as coiled-coil domain containing 127. The coding region runs from base 28 to 822 and encodes 264 amino acids. Lineage: Eukaryota; Metazoa; Chordata; Aves; Psittaciformes; Psittacidae. The transcript is spliced from 3 exons. The record is from RefSeq and is a predicted model, not a curated record.